UAUUCCUGGGAUCCUCCCAUGCAAUGGAGACUCCCCCCAGAGGUCCCCGCUGCUGUGGGGACCCACCUUGGACCUGUGUCGAGCCCCUCAGUGCGAUGGGACCCCCCUGUCCCACAGACCGGCUGGUGCUGCAGGUGCCGGCACGGGCACUGCUGGAGGGGGACACAGUAACACUGCGCUGCCGGAACAGGAAGGAUACAUCGGUCAGCAGGGUGCGAUUUUACCAGGACGAGAUGGAUCUGGGGAGGACACUCAAUGGGACAGAGCUGUCCCUGUCCCCCCUACAGCCACACCACAGCGGCCGCUACCACUGCGAGGGCUUGGAGGGCUUCAAGCUGUCACGGUCAGUGCCCGUGACAGUGACAGUGCACGUGCCCGUGGCCAAUGCCACCAUCAGCCCCGGUGCCCUGGCACAGCCGGUGCGCGCAGGUGACCCCGUGACCCUGCGCUGCUCGGUGCAGGUGAGCUCAGCCCCUGUCACCUUCACCUGGCUGCACAACAGCAGCGAGGUGGCCCGGGGUCCCCUCCUGGAGCUCGGGGGCGUCCAUGUGGGACAUUCCGGCACCUACCAGUGCCUGGCCACCAACCAGCUGGGACAGGAUGGGCACCACGUGUUCCGGGCACUCAGCCCCGAGCUGGCACUGACGGUGACACCACGGGCACACUGGGACACAGGUGGGGUCACUCGGGGUCAUUGGGAUUGCAGCACCCCCGCAGUGACAGGUGACCCUGAUGUGUCCCCCUCUGUCCCCAGCAGUGGCUGCAGGGCCCACCCGCAGCCCCCGGCACCCCUGGUGGAGGAGCCUCAGGCGACCUACAUGGAGCUGCUGGGGCCGCACAGGCAACCGUGGGAACCCAGCGACAUCUACGACAAUCUACAACAAAAGCUGUGA
Messenger RNA from Corvus hawaiiensis (hawaiian crow), 893 nucleotides. Its product is annotated as Fc receptor-like protein 5. NCBI's taxonomy places the organism in Eukaryota, Metazoa, Chordata, Aves, Passeriformes, Corvidae. Gene Ontology annotation, molecular function: transmembrane signaling receptor activity. The transcript is spliced from 3 exons. The coding region runs from base 24 to 893 and encodes 289 amino acids. The record is from RefSeq and is a predicted model, not a curated record. Gene Ontology annotation, biological process: cell surface receptor signaling pathway.